CCAACUCUUGGGUGUCUCCGUCUCCUGGCGUGGCUCUCCUCCUUUCUCGACCAUCCUGUCUGAUAUCAACCUCCCGGCGAGUACCUUAGCCAUAGUUGCCAUACCCACGCUUUAAAGCAACGAUGCGGUUAUCCGAAGCUGCCGUAGCCGCAGCGGCGCUCAUUUCAGCUGGUGCCAAUGCUCAGACCGUCCCCAAGCUGCCCCUGCCGAGAACCUGUAGCGGCGUCAGCAACUUUCGAUACCAGUACACACUGGCAUCAGGAUGGUCGGCCAUGAAGAUUGCCGGCGGACUGAAGCAGGUCCGGACUAUUGUCUGGGACACGGCAGGCAACAUGCUGGUGGCGCAGGCGACCCGGGGCAUCUCGGUACACACGUUUGGCGUUGACGGCUGCAUCAACAGCACCGCCAUGCUCAUCUCGGGCAACCAGCUCAACCACGGGCUGGCCCUGACGCCCGACGGCACGACGCUGUAUGCCAGCGGCGAGACGGCAGUGUACAGCUGGACCUACAACCCGGCCACGAGGACCAUCAGCAACCAGAAGACGAUCGUCCGGGGCAUUUCCACGGGCAUCCACUUCACCCGCACCGUAGCCGUGGUACCCCAGCAGCCGAAUCUGAUCCUGGUCCAGGUCGGCAGCAACUCCAACUUUGACAUGGCGUCUGCUCAGCCGAGCACGGGCCGGGCCAUCAUCAAGAUCUUCGACACCAGCAAGGCCCCCUCCAACGGCUUCAACUACAACACUGAGGGCGAAGUGUACGGAUAUGGUCUCCGCAACACAAUUGGCUUUGUUGCCGACCCUAGCGGUGUGUUCUGGGGUGUUGAGAACUCGGGAGAUGACUUCGCCCGUACUGAGAACGGCCAACGCCGCGACAUCCAUCAGAACAACCCGGCCGAGGAACUAAACAACCUCGGCGACCCCUUAACUACAAGAAACGCGUGGUAUGGCUAUCCGACCUGCUUCACCAUCUGGGACCCCUCGAGCUUCUCGGGCCUCAAGACAGGCAGCAACUUUGUAGUGUCCCCCAACAGCUCGUACAAUGACGCGACAUGCAACAGCAACAAGGCCAUCCCCCCUCGCCUGUCGUUCCAAGCCCACUCGGCCCCGAUCUGGAACACGUUCGACGCCGAGGCCAAGAACAUGUACGUCGCCUUCCACGGCUCGUGGAACCGGCAGCCGCCGACGGGGUUCAAAGUGGUGCAGAUCCCCUUCCAGAAGCUAGCCGACGGCCGCUACGACCCCGUUGCUCCCGCCGACAGCCAGACGGGCUACCGCGACAUCUUCAGCGCCCCGAAUCCGGCCAGCUGCACGGCCAACGGCCUGACGCAGAGCAACUGCUUCCGUCUGACCGCCGUCGCGUGGGAUCCUGCGGGCAGGGGGCUGUUUGUGGGCAGCGAUAAUAGCGCUGAGGGCGAGAUCUAUGUGCUCUCUCCGCCGGCAUAGAAUAAAGGAAAAAGAGAGGUCAGUCUUGAAAAAGGAAAAGAAGCGGUUCGUCAAGCGACAUGUAGAAUACCAGAGCGGGCUUGAGAUUCGAGGC
Parathielavia appendiculata is the source of this 1536-nucleotide messenger RNA. Its product is annotated as soluble quino protein glucose dehydrogenase. The record is from RefSeq and is a predicted model, not a curated record. The transcript is spliced from 4 exons. Lineage: Eukaryota; Fungi; Ascomycota; Sordariomycetes; Sordariales; Chaetomiaceae. Bases 123 to 1442 code for a protein of 439 amino acids.